Molecule: messenger RNA, 792 nt
Organism: Humulus lupulus (European hop)
Lineage: Eukaryota; Viridiplantae; Streptophyta; Magnoliopsida; Rosales; Cannabaceae
Product: phospholipid-transporting ATPase 2-like
Exons: 5
Biological process (GO): phospholipid translocation
Cellular component (GO): plasma membrane
Molecular function (GO): ATPase-coupled intramembrane lipid carrier activity
Source: RefSeq, a predicted model, not a curated record
AUGGAUGCUGGAUUACAACUAAGGUGGCACAGCUUAAGAUAUGGUGAGCUAGAAAGCAAGAGCCGCUUCAUAAACCAGUACUUUCUGCUAAUAGCAUGCCUUCAGUUAUGGUCUCUUAUUACUCCAGUAAAUCCUGCCAGUACAUGGGGUCCACUUGUUUUCAUUUUUGCUGUCUCUGCAACAAAAGAGGCAUGGGAUGAUUACCACAGAUUUCUUUCAGACAAGAAAGCGAAUGAGAAAGAAGUUUUGGUUGUGAGGCAGGACAUAAAGAAACAUGUUCAAGCACAGGAUAUUCAUGUGGGUAAUAUAGUAUGGCUCCGAGAGAAUGAUGAAGUGCCAUGUGAUCUGGUUUUGAUUGGGACAUCUGAUCAGCAAGGAAUGUGCUAUGUUGAGGUAAAUAUAAAAUCCUUGACAAGUAACUGACCAAGUUUGGUGCAAUAAGCAACACCCAGCCUUUACAUGAUUGAUGUUGUAAUGUUAGAAUAUCAUAAUAUACGUGGUGUGAUUGAGUGCCCUGUUCCUGACAAGGACAUUAGAAGAUUUGAUGCAAAUUUACGGUUGUUUCCUCCUUUUAUUGAUAACGAUCUGUGCCCAUUAACCAUUAAAAACACAAUUCUUCAGUCAUGUUACUUGCGGAAUACCGAAUGGGCAUGUGGAGUAGCUGUUUAUACAGGCAAGUUUGUUUAUUCUAGUUGUCAAGGCCAUAUUUUAAUGCAUACCUCUCUGUUCAUGCAUGCACAUAUUUGUUUUGUUUUGAAGCAAUAAGAAAAGGGAAGUUCUCAUAAAUGGUAA